AUGCCCGUAGUUGUGACGAGGAAAACGACAGGAGGAAGCAACAGAACACAUAAACAAGACAAAAAACCGUCUGACCUCAAAACGUUGCCAGCUGAAAUCUAUACGCCGUCCGAGCCACCAGCUUGCGGUCUCCUCAUCGACACUGGCAAAGAAUACCUUCUUGCAGGUAAAAUUCACAACGGUACACUGCUAACUGUGCUGUGCGGUCAAGUGCUUGUCGACAAUCCCGCGGAAGAACUCUACGAGAAUGUGCUUGAGUGGAAGAAAGUGCCUAAGCAAUUACAAGAGAAACUUACUACAUUCAAAUGCUGA
Ostertagia ostertagi is the source of this 312-nucleotide messenger RNA. The record is from the annotation of a GenBank genome assembly. Lineage: Eukaryota; Metazoa; Nematoda; Chromadorea; Rhabditida; Trichostrongylidae.